Messenger RNA from Trypanosoma cruzi, 1883 nucleotides. Its product is annotated as ATP-dependent DEAD/H RNA helicase, putative. The transcript has a single exon. Gene Ontology annotation, molecular function: ATP binding; nucleic acid binding; RNA helicase activity. The record is from RefSeq and is a predicted model, not a curated record. NCBI's taxonomy places the organism in Eukaryota, Euglenozoa, Kinetoplastea, Trypanosomatida, Trypanosomatidae. The annotation marks the transcript as partial.
AUGCGUAAGCGUGAGAGGGAGAGCAGCGGGAGCAGCAAAAGCUCCUCAGAUUCGCUUUUCUCUUCCUCCAGCGAUUAUAGGAAUGACACACGGGGAAAGCGGAAACACCCACGUUGUAAAAAUAAGGAUAGUGAAAGCAACAACGAUAAGCCGGAGUCAGCCGCUGCCACAUGGGAAAAACUCGCGGAGCACAAAGCUCUGCUUGAGACGCGGGACGAGGAGAUAUCGUUGCUGGAGCAACGCCGUGGGGCCUGGAAUAGCAGUGACUCCUACGAUGAUGAUGAAAAUGCCCGGCAGCAUCACACGGGCAACAGUGGGGAAAUAAAAGGCAAUCAUCAUAAAAAUAGUAUUCUGAAUAGUACCCUUCGUGUGGAUGAAAAUGUUGUGCUGAGCGAUGAGGACUCCGGCGAUGAUCCCUUUGGAGCUGCCGCGUCCACACCAAGCGAAGUUGAGGCUGAUACGGGCGAAAAGGAUGGCGACAUUGAGGACUUUCGGGAGAGACUAUUUGCCCACGUUCAACUCACCUGCGCUGCAAAGCGAGUUGGUACUGUAGACUCAACCGUCGCCGGUGUAACACCCGCGCAUGCGCUGCAGCAUCUUAAGGAGGAGUUGCUGAAGCCCGUCAUGUCAACUGCGCUCACGGUUGUGAGUGCAACAGAUGAGUCGCACGAUCUUAUGGCAGAAAUUGUGUCGGCCAAACUACCGCCUCCUCCCCCUGAGGAUGUGAAACGGCUGCGUAAGUUGCAAUAUGUAGACCACAGCACCAUACAAUAUCCGCAUAUUCGAAAGGAGUUUUACGUUGCCCCUCCAGACGUCAAGGACCUCGAUGCGGAUGAGUUAAAGCGGCUCAUAGCGGAGCUGGAUGGAGCAAAAUUGCGUGGACGCGAUCCACCUCGACCCAUGCGUACUUGGAACGGUUCAGGUCUACCAGAUUCAGUUCUUGAUUUGCUAGCGCGUGAAGGGUUUGAACAACCAUUUGCCGUGCAGUCUCUUGGUUCUCCAGCGUUGAUGAGCGGUCGCGACCUCCUUAUUACAGCCAAAACAGGUUCUGGAAAGACACUCGCCUAUCUCCUGCCGCUUAUUCGUCAUUGUGUUGGGCAAGAACCAUGUAGAAAGGGUGAAGGGCCUAUUGGCCUUAUUUUUGUUCCCACACGUGAACUGGCUGCGCAAAUUGCCCAACUGGCAGAAAAGCUGUGUGUGGCAGCCAAGCUGAGAUUUGUUUCCUCGUACGGCCUAACACCGCUUGCAGACAACAUCAGACACUGCAGAGCAGGAUGUGAAGUCAUGGUGUGCACCCCAGGUCGACUUUUGGAUCUUCUCACCGUGAAUGGUGGAGCCGUCAUUUCGUUGCGGCGCACAUCUUUUGUCGUGAUUGAUGAGGCAGACCGCAUGUUUGACAGUGGCUUCAUGGAACACGUGGAGGCCUUUUUAAAAAAUAUUCGUCCUGACAGACAAUUGGCGCUCAUUAGUGCAACCAUGCCAAAAGAACUGAAGAAAGUCAUCAUGCGUCAUAUGCAAGAUCCUGUGGAGGUUACAGUGGGGGGCAAACCUACUCCCGCCUCGAAUGUCGAGCAGCGCUUUUUCUUUUUUGAUGAAGAAGUGUAUGAAGUGGAGGAGGCGAAUCGCACAGAAGAUAAAAAGUUUUUAAAACUGCUGCAAAUUCUCAGUGAUGAGGGUGGUACUGGACAGCAUCUCAUUAUCAUAUUUGCCCAACGCAAGGAAGAGUGUGACGAACUCUUUGCGCGUCUUUCUGCCUGUGGUUACCAGAAGCGUAUUGCCGUUUUGUAUAGUGGCAUGGACCCAUUAGAUCGUGAGUUUGCCUUGGAGCAUUUUGCUCCUGGCAAUCAGUUUAUUCUUAUUGCAACCAGGUGUUGCGGAGCCGG